This is a messenger RNA of Paramecium pentaurelia, 1240 nucleotides long. The record is from the annotation of a GenBank genome assembly. Lineage: Eukaryota; Ciliophora; Oligohymenophorea; Peniculida; Parameciidae.
AUGGGAAAUCUCUAAACUCUAAUAAAUUAUCAUGCACCAUUGAAUUAUGCCUAAGAUCUAAAUGAAUAGAUAAUAGAUUAAGGAAUGCUAGAACAUCCAGGUUUAGGUUAAAUUUAAUUAUGGAAAAUUAAAGAAUCUAAUCUACCUAUGUUAUUUUCAUUUGUAAAAUAUUAAACUACUUUUUAGCAUGCACAUAUAUUUGAAAAAGAUUCAUCAAUUAUUGAAAUACAUAAUUUUCGUAGUUCACUCUAACAUCCUAAUUUAAUUGAAUAUUUUGCAUGUACAGGUUCAAAGGCUCUAAAUAUUGGUAAUGUCUAAUCUUAAUAAUUCUUUUUUGCUUAUUAUUCAAAAACUUUAAAGGAUCAUAUUUAAUCUACAAACAUAACUGAGGUAUAAAUAUGGAAGGUAAUAAAUAAAUACUAUUAUCAUAGAUAAUUGAAGAAAUAGUUGAUGUUAUGGUAUAUUUAUAAGGAAAGAAUAGAUAUCAUGGUAAUAUCAAUUCUUAAUCAAUAUUCAUAACUGAUAAUUUUCAUAUCAAAUUAUUAGACAAAAUAGGAUAAAAACCAAAUAGAUACUCUAUAAAAGAUGAUGUAUAUGAUUUAGGAAUUCUUGUAAUUGAAUUAUUAACUAAAAGAAGUAAUAUAUACAUAAUAAUCAAGCAAAUUAAUUAAAUUUUAUUUCAUAAAUAAAAAAUUUACAUGGAAAAUUCACUUUAUAAUUAUUAUAAUUGGUUGCAAAGAUGAUAGAUUAAAAUCCUGAUAAAAGACCAGAUUUUAAUUAAAUUUAAAAGAUGGUUAUCAAUAGAUUUAAAGAACCAAUAUCUUUUAUUAAUCCAGAUAAGAUUGCAGAUAGAAAUAAAUUAACUUCAAGAAUAUCAACAUAAGCGCCUUUAUUAUCUUAAACUGAUGAAAUUAAAUCAAUUUAAGAAUAAUCUCUUUAAAUAACUUAAUUACCUUGUUUAUUGUCAUAAAAAUGUGCCUUUCCUUCAACAAUUCUUCGAUGCAAAACCACUAAAAAUUUAUAGGAUUAGCAUUCAAAUAAUCUAUCACCUUAUAAGAAUAAAAAUUUUGAAUCAACCCCACGUAAAAUUUAUUCAGAUAAGAUGCCAUAAUAAUCUACUACUGACUAUAGAUAAAGUCCUUAAAGUAUAUAUUUAUUUCAAUAUUUAGACUAAAGACAUUAUGAUAAUUAAAUCACUCCAAGGACUUUAGACUUUAAUAUUUAAUAUUAAUUGAAUUGA